Messenger RNA from Schistosoma spindalis, 951 nucleotides. NCBI's taxonomy places the organism in Eukaryota, Metazoa, Platyhelminthes, Trematoda, Strigeidida, Schistosomatidae. The record is from the annotation of a GenBank genome assembly.
AAGACCAAAGAACACAUUACGCCAAGAAAUGACAACAGACAUGAGAAAAAUGAACAACAAUUGGAUAGAACUAGAAAGAAUGGCUCAGGACAGAGGUGGUUGGAGAAUACUGAUCUCUGUCUUAUGCUCCACUAGGAGGUAACAGGUAUAAAUAACUAAGUAUUAUUACUAUUAAUAUUAAUGUAGGAUACAUUAAUUUUUACAUAAUGAUUGAAAAUUUGUUACAUUUCAUUAACAAAUAAACAACCCCCUAAUUUUUUUUUGUUUUUAAAAUCAAAAUAACAUCGUACGAUAAAUAUUUUUUUUUCUUUUUCAAAGAAAAAAAGAAGAAAACGUAAAAGUAAAUAAGAAAUCUAAUUGAAAUUUGAGUAACUUGAACAAGAGGGGGGGGGCGAGAGGGGGAAAGAGAGAGCGAGAGCGAGAAAAAAAGAGAAAAGAAAGAAAGAAAAGAAGAAAAAAGAAAGAAAUGUUUGUUCGGUCAACAAUGAUUUCUAUUUACUUAUAAUGAAUAUGUAUAUAUAUAUAUAAAUAUUACUGAAUACUUGAUAUUUUAAUACUUAACUAUUUUAACAAGAAAAAAAAAGAGAAGAAAUUAAAGAGAAAACUUUAUUAGAAAAUCAAAAUGUUAUCAAUUUCUAUUGUUGGUACAACUUUAUUACUUAUAAUCAGUUCACAAUUUAUUACAGGUUUCGUUGUAAAUGAAAACAGUACUACAAAUGAUAAGCUUGAAGAAUCACAAUUUUUCUUUGCCCCAGUGGUAACGACUCUUGGAGCUCAUUUGUUAACAUUUUUAAGUGGAUGCUUCUUGGAUAUUGGAAAUUUGAAGAAAUUAGUUUUUCCUGAAUAAAAUACAGGAAUAUGUCGUAUACAAAUAAAAGAAACUUCUGAUAAAAUCAUUUUCAAUUAAAGUGAAACAUCUAUUCUUAUAAAUAAUAAAUGUGUAAAUUUUAC